AGGCUGAUAAAAGAAGGUAGGAAGUAAAAUUGUAAAAUUUUGAGCAGUGGUUGUGAAAGUCCGUCUCGCCUCGCGAUUUCUACAAAUUGUGUGUGUAUGAGUGCGUGCGCGUGUCCAUUCUUGUAAGUACCCGCUUCCAAACGUCUCUCGUUUCUCCCGGAACACACCCCAGAGUGACCUCUAACCUAGGCGCAGUGUUUCACUCGCACAUCGAUUCACUUACUUGCACAAAAGCAAAAAGGAGAACUAGCGAUCCGCCAUUUUGCCGUGCACACAUACUGUUGUGUCAAACUGAAAUGAACCAGUUCGACAUGUAUUCUUCGCUGGGCCGUCAUUUCUAGCUGGACCCCGCGGAUCAAUGGCAAUUGUAACACCAUCCCCGAGGAACCGGCGUGACUAGGCGGGCCCAGUGCCGAGGGAGGGAGCCAUGGCGUCUGGCAGCCAGACGCCGCGUGCCCAGAACAGCCACGGCCUGAAGCAGAUCGACUUGGACCAGAUAUGGGGGGACCUGAAGGAGGGCAUCGAGCAGGUCUACACCAACAAGGAAGACAACAUGUCAAAGACGCGCUACAUGCAGCUCUACACACACGUGUACGACUACUGCACGAGCGUGCACCAGAGCGGCAGCCGGACCCCCGCGGCCAAGACCAAGAAGGGGCAGCCCGUGGGGGGUGCCCAGUUCGUGGGCUACGAGCUGUACAAGCGUCUCAAGGAGUUCCUCAAGACCUACCUGGUCACCCUGCUUAGGGAUGGCAUCGACCUGAUGGAUGAGGAUGUGCUGCGGUUCUACACAAAGGAGUGGGAGGAGUACCAGUUCUCGAGCAAGGUGCUCAACGGGAUCUGCUCUUACCUGAACAGGCACUGGGUCAAGCGGGAGUGCGACGAAGGACGCAAGGGCAUCUACGAGAUCUACCAGUUGGCGCUGGUUUCCUGGAGGGAUUACUUCUUCAAGCCUCUGCACAAGCAGGUCACUAAUGCAGUGCUGAAGCUUAUAGAGAAGGAGCGCAAUGGGGAACUCAUCAAUACUAGGCUUGUCAGCGGAGUGAUGAACUGUUACGUGGAGCUGGGCCUGAACGAGGACGAGCCUUCGGCCAAGGGUCCCAACCUGUCGGUGUACAAAGACGCAUUCGAGAACACCUUCCUCGAGGACACAGAGCGCUUCUACAACCGGGAGAGCAUGGAGUUCCUCAGGCAGAAUCCCGUCACCGAGUACAUGAAAAAGGCGGAGCAGCGGCUGACGGAGGAGCAGCGGCGGGUGCAGCUGUACCUCCACGAGACGACGCUGGAGGCCCUGGCCAAGACGUGCGAGAAGGUACUCAUCGAGAAGCACCUCGAGAUCUUCUACACCGAGUUCAAGAACCUGCUCAACGAUGACAAGAACGACGACCUGGGGCGCAUGUUCCAGCUGGUGUCGCGCAUCCUGGACGGCCUGGGGGAGCUGCGCUGCCUGCUGGAGGAGCAUAUUCACGCCCAGGGCCUGUCGGCCGUGGAGCGUCUGGGAGACGGGGCCGCGCAGGAGCCCAAGCUGUACGUGUGCACCCUGCUCCAGGUGCACCGCAAGUACAACGCCCUCGUGCUCACCGCCUUCGGCAACGACGUCGGCUUCGUGGCCUCCCUCGACAAGGCCUGCGGCAAGUUCAUCAACAACAACGCCAUCACGAGACUAGCCAACUCUUCGAGCAAGUCCCCCGAGCUCCUGGCCAAAUACUGCGACAUUUUACUCAAGAAGAGCUCCAAAAAUCCAGAAGAGUCUGAGCUAGAAGAUACUCUCAAUCAAGUGAUGAUAGUUUUCAAGUACAUAGAGGACAAGGACGUCUUCCAAAAGUUCUACAGCAAGAUGUUGGCCAAGCGGUUGGUGCAACACAUGUCUGCCAGCGACGACGCAGAGGCCAGCAUGAUCUCCAAGCUCAAGCAAGCCUGUGGCUUUGAGUACACCUCGAAGCUGCAGCGCAUGUUCCAGGACAUUGGAGUGAGCAAGGACUUGAAUGAGCGGUUCCGCAAGCACAUGGCAAACUCCGAAGAGGCCCUUGGAUUGGACUUCAGCAUACAAGUCUUAAGCUCAGGGUCCUGGCCUUUCCAGCAGUCGUUAGCCUUCGCACUGCCCCAGGCGCUGGAGCGGAGUGUGCAGCACUUCACCAUGUUCUACAGCAGUCAGCACAGCGGGCGCAAGCUCCACUGGCUCUACAACAUGUCAAAGGGAGAGCUCAUCGCAAACUGCUUCCACAGGAACCGCUACACCCUGCAGGCGUCGACGUUCCAGAUGGCCGUCCUGCUUCAGUACAACAUUGAGCUGUCCUUCACGGUGCAGCAGCUCCAGGAGGGCACUGCAAUCAAAAUGGACCUGCUGCAGCAGGUGCUGCAGAUCCUGCUCAAGUCGAAACUGCUGAUGUGCCAGGACGAGGAGGAGGAGCUGCGGGGGGACUCCGUGGUCUCUCUGUUUGGGGGCUACAAGAACAAGAAGUUGCGGGUGAACAUCAAUGUGCCCAUGAAGGCCGAGAUGAAGGUGGAGCAGGAGGCCACUCACAAGCACAUCGAGGAGGACCGCAAGCUGCUCAUACAGGCAGCCAUAGUGAGGAUCAUGAAAAUGCGCAAGUCGCUCAAGCACCAACAGCUGCUGGCCGAGGUCCUAAAUCAGCUCUCGUCGAGGUUCAAGCCAAGGGUGCCUGUAAUAAAGAAAUGCAUAGACAUCUUAAUAGAGAAGGAGUACCUGGAGCGUGCGGAGGGCCAGAAGGACACCUACAACUACCUCGCCUGAGUGGCAAGGGAGCGGCAGCCGGCCAGAAGCCACCUGGGGCGCAAGACCCAAGAGAGGCACCGAGAGGGAGGAAAGCCCCCUCCCCUCCCCCAGGGUGCAAACGUCGUUGGACCAAACUUCGACCUCGACUCCGAACCCUGCGGUUCCGGUGCCUCGAGCAGCAGAAGGCAACGGAGGAUCACGUUUGCUGUGUGACUGAGGGGUUUUCUCUUUCUGCGAACUGUUUAAAGAAGAAAAACAAACUGACUGUUGGUUUCUUUUUUUUUUUUUUUUUUUCCUUUGGUUGUUUUUAAGGGGGGAGGGGGGGGAGGCUGAGAGGAGAAGGGCCUCACACUAAAUAAAUGUAGAAGCUUUCGUGAGAUGAAGGCGGGGCAAAAAAAUGAAACAAAGAAAAAUAGGAAGGAAGGUUUGUGUGUGUGUGUGUUGGUGCCAGCAAGCGUCAUCCCAGAUGGACCUCGGUUGGGACCUACGAACCUAGCGGAUAGACUCUGGAAGCCGAGGCAAGACGGUGUCACACGACACCUCUGCGAAAAAGCAAAUGCAUUCAUGCCAUGGCCAUUGAUGCCCAUGCCGCAUCCAAUUCCUUGGCACCUUUUUUUUUCCUCAUUUUUUUGUUUUAGUAAUUUCUUUUUAUUCGCACUGUAAGUAAAGCGGGCCAACCCGAAUGUCGGCGACGCAUCGAACCAUCCUGCGCUAAAUAAUAAUUUAACACCAGCAACCUCGCGAGUCUUUUUCAUUUUGGCGGGAAAUUGAUUCCGGGUAUGAUGCGCAAUGUGCUAUCUCGAUCGCAGUUGAAGUACCUUCUCUUUUUUUUUUUUUUAUCGACGUGGGUUGUAAGCAACUUGAGGCUUAGGUACUGUGGAACUUUAGGAGCAAUAAAUGAUGUGCACGGGGCAGAUUAAGGCAGCCAGGUUCACUGUACGCGUUGCCAGUUUUUGGUUGAUCGCCGUCGUGCGGAGUAGCGAGGCGACGUCUUGCUUCCUUGCCGCUCGCGCGCUUCAGAGGUGCCGACGUGUCUGAGGAAGGAUCUCGACGUUCCCUUCCUUACUCCUGUAAACAAGAAGCGGUGUUCCAUAAACAAAACAAAAAAAAAAAAAGUUGCUUGUUUUACGAA
Messenger RNA from Ixodes scapularis (black-legged tick), 3869 nucleotides. It is a transcript of the gene Cul1, whose product is annotated as cullin-1. The record is from RefSeq and is a predicted model, not a curated record. The transcript has 20 exons. Gene Ontology annotation, cellular component: SCF ubiquitin ligase complex. Lineage: Eukaryota; Metazoa; Arthropoda; Arachnida; Ixodida; Ixodidae. Bases 428 to 2755 code for a protein of 775 amino acids. Gene Ontology annotation, molecular function: ubiquitin protein ligase binding. Gene Ontology annotation, biological process: SCF-dependent proteasomal ubiquitin-dependent protein catabolic process; protein ubiquitination.